AUGCUUCGUAUUUGGGUGGAACGCGAGAGCAGAAGAAUUUUCGAGGAGCAGGGUUCAGAGGCGACGAUUCUCGUUUUGGGCAGCAGACGAGCUUCAAGUAUCAGAACUACGGGAGCUGCCAGGAUUAUCGAAUCACCACGUACUUCAGCACAGUCGGCUCUAUCAACAACACCAGCAGCUCCUGCACAGUCAACGUCAUGUCAACAACAUCGAACGAUCGGGCCCUUCGCAACGACAUCAGCACAUUAA
Molecule: messenger RNA, 249 nt
Organism: Caenorhabditis elegans
Lineage: Eukaryota; Metazoa; Nematoda; Chromadorea; Rhabditida; Rhabditidae
Gene: T01G5.8
Exons: 2
Coding region: 1-249 (82 amino acids)
Source: RefSeq, marked reviewed